CCAUUAGAAAUGUAAAACUCCAGGUGCUUGUUGCUGUUAUUGUUUGAAACCGCGGCCGUUCGAGGAAUCACGUCAUUGUUGAUCGUAUCUGUGGGCUAUUUACCCAGUCCAAGAUCACACGUUGUUGCUAUUUUGGACCAUUCUGGCGCUAAUAACAACAUCAAUUCGCGGGAAGAUCUGUCGUUACAUUGGCUGCUGAGGUGUGAUUGGUAUGACGACAGUCAGUCAGUGCUGCUCCCACAGAUGAGAUCUACUGCUUUGAUCCUGCCACGACACAACCAGGAAGGAAAAGGACCAGAAUUGGGGCAAUCAAAAGGGGGAGGUGGCAGCAGGAAGGAAUACUGCAGAGUUACUGGCCACCGACAUCUACAUCUUUGGCUAUCAAGGUUUAGUUGCUGAAGAGAAGGCGUCUGACCCGUUCCUGACACCACUGUUGGUCUUUUUCGAGCACGAUGGUCCGGCAGACGGACCCCGCUGAGGGGCAACCUCAGUGAUAAGGAGGCAACGUAAGCCUCAAGUGUGCCCCGGGGACUGGUGUGGGUGUGUCUCUACUGCUCUGGGUGUGAUUGAGCUUGGCGGGAGGGAACGGCUCACUGACCUGCUCUGCCAGCUGCCUCCACAUCCGCCCUGAGCUCUGCCCACCCGCCAUCACCGGGAGAAGGGAGAGGGCCAGGUCGGGACGGGGGGCUUUGUUUUUCGGGGGUGGGGGGGUCGGUGCAGGGUAGCCUAUGCUAUGGUGAGCUGCUCCCUGUCUGCCUGCUUGUGCACAGACUCUGAAGAAUUCUCUGUUCGGCCGCGGGAUAAAGGAUAGCCUUCUUGCCGGGGAGUGGGGAGGCUUGAGGUGCGAGGGGGCCCAGGCCCAGCUCUCUAUACCUGUGCAGCCGUGUGGGUUGGGGGUCCAGCCACAGGCAGGCCCGCAGACGACCGCAGCCAUGGUGAAGCUGGCCAACCCACUGUACACCUCCUGGAUCCUUGAGGCCAUCAAGAAGGUGAAGAAGCAGAAGCAGCGGCCGUCCGAGGAGCGCAUCUGCAAUGCCGUGUCCAUGUCGCAUGGCCUCGACCGCAAGACGGUCCUGGAGCAGCUGGAGCUCAGCGUCAAGGACGGCUCCAUCCUCAAGGUGUCCAACAAGGGGCUCAACUCUUACAAGGACCCAGACAACCCGGGCCGACUGGCCCUGCCCAAGCCCCGGGGCGGUGGAGGAUCAGGGGGUGGAGGAGGAGGAGGUGGUGGUGGUGGUGGAGGAGGAGGAGGAGGAGGAGGAGGAGGAGGCGGCGGCGGCGGCGGCGGCAGCAGCAGCAGCUCUGGGUCCCACAAGAAGCCCGGGCUGGACUGGAAUAAACUGAUCAAGCGCGCACUGGACGGCCUGCACGAGCCCGGUGGCUCCACGAUCAAGAGCAUCGAGCGCUUCCUCAAGUGCCAGGCCGACGUGGCGGCCUACCUGUCGGGCAGCAGCGCCCUGGCGCCAGGGCUCUUCCACCAGCAGCUGCGGGUGGCACUCAAGCGGGCCGUGGCGCACGGACGCGUGCUCAAGCAGGGCCCGCUCUUCCGGCUCGCCAGCCGCAGCUCGUCAUCGCACCAGAACGACGGCACGGGUUGCGUCUCGCUCGACACACUGCCGCCCGUCCGCCUGCUCCCACACGAGAAGGAUAAGCCUGUGGCCGAGCCGAUUCCCAUCUGCAGCUUCUGCCUGGGGACCAAGGAGCAGAACCGCGACAAGAAGCCGGAGGAGCUCAUCUCCUGUGCAGACUGUGGCAACAGCGGCCACCCGUCCUGUCUGAAGUUCUCCCCUGAGCUGACGGAGCGGGUCAAGGCUCUAUGGUGGCAGUGCAUCGAGUGCAAGACCUGCAGCAGCUGCCAGGACCAGGGCAAGAAUGCGGAGAAUAUGUUGUUUUGUGAUUCUUGUGACCGGGGUUUCCACAUGGAGUGCUGUGACCCCCCACUGUUGCGGAUGCCAAAAGGCAUGUGGAUCUGUCAGAUCUGCCGGCCGAGGGAAAAGGGAAGACGGCUCUUGCACGAGAAAGCAGCACAAAUCAAGCGACGCUACAACGCCCCGCUGGGUCGGCCCAAGAACAGGUCCAAACGGCCUUUUAAGAAGUUUCGUGGGGGCAACGGAGGUGGUCGAGGCCGUCGGCGGGGGCGGCCCUCGGCGGCUGACCGUCGCUCGCAGGGCUCGUCAUCGCCGCACUCUUCGUCCAGCUCCUCGUGCGAGGGCUACCCGGGAGACGACCAGCUGCUCUUCCCCAUGCGCCACGACGACGACUCGUCGACUAGCAGUGGCCUGUACUUCAACAAGAAGACCAAAGGCCUGAUAGACGCGCUCAGCAAGUUCUUCACGCCCUCGCCGGACGGGCGCAAAGCACGCUCCGAGACGGUGGACUACUCGCAGUGCCGCAUCCGCAAGAAGAACAGCCGCAAAGGCGAGCAGGAUGACCGCUCGGGAGGUGAGACCUCUGACAAUCAGGAUGGCGAAGACUGGCGUGAUGAGGAGGAUAAACUGCCGGGCCAUGAGAACCUGACGGAGAAAGACGUCGAACUCUUCAGACACAUCCAGCAAGUGGCACUACAGAAAGUCGGUGUAACAGGACCGCCGGAUCCGCACAUGCGCUGCCCGUCCGUCAUCGAGUUCGGGAAGUACGAGAUCCAGACAUGGUACUCCUCUCCCUAUCCGCAGGAGUUCAGCAGACUUCCCAAGCUGUACCUGUGUGAGUUCUGCCUGCGCUACAUGAAGAGCCGCAGCAUCCUGUACCAGCACAUGCGCAAGUGUGGCUGGUUCCAUCCGCCAGCCAACGAGAUCUACCGGAAGGAUGAUGUUUCCGUGUUUGAGGUGGACGGCAACGUCAGUACGAUAUACUGUCAGAACCUGUGCUUACUGGCCAAGCUCUUUCUGGACCACAAGACGUUGUACUACGACGUGGAGCCUUUCCUCUUCUACGUGCUCACACAGAACGACAGCAAGGGAUGCCACCUCGUUGGAUACUUUUCCAAGGAGAAACACUGUCAGCAGAAGUACAAUGUGUCCUGCAUCAUGAUUCUUCCACAAUACCAGCGCAAGGGCUACGGCCGCUUUCUCAUUGACUUCAGCUACCUGCUGUCCAAGCGUGAGGGUCAGCCAGGCUCGCCGGAGAAGCCUCUGUCGGACCUGGGCCGCCUGUCCUACAUGGCCUACUGGCGCAGCGUGGUGCUGGAGUGCCUGCACGAGCUCGGCGACCGGCAGAUGACCAUCCGGCAGCUCAGCAAGAUCACAGGCAUCUGCCCGCAGGACAUCACCUCCACCCUCCUCCACCUCAACAUGCUGGAGCAACGCGGGGGCCGGUUGGUUCUGGUGCGUCGGGAGAAGUUGAUCUCAACACACAUGAGCCGUCUGCAGGCGAGGCCUCGGCAGCUAGACGUGGACCCUGACUGUCUGCGCUGGACCCCGGUGAUCGUGUCCAACAUUGUGGUGUCUGACGGGGAUGGAGAGGAUGACGAGGAUGAAGAAGCGGAGGAAGAGAGGGAGGAAGAGAAUGGCAAAGAGAUUAAGCCGAUCCACAAGACGCCGCCACUCUCUUGGCACAGGGCAGUGGAGCGGGGGGAGGAGGAGGAGGAGGAGGAGGCCGAAGAAGAGAGGAAGUGCUUCCCCUCCCCCUUCCCCAGCAGGCCGAGCCCUCCGUCCUCCUCCCCAGUCCGCCGCUCACCUCCCAGUCCGGUCAGAGCCCCUGCCCCCGCCAACGGGGAGCGCCGGGGCCGCGGCCGGCCGCCCAAGAACUGGCCCUGGGGGAAAGCUCGGCCAGGCAGGCCGAGGAAGCAUCGGCCGGAGGAGGACAACUACCACGACGACCGGACCAAAAACCAGAAACCCCCCGGGGCCUCGUCUGGCCUGCCCACGGGACUCUUUGGUCAGUCGGGAGACGGUAACUCGGGGCUCAGCCGGCAGUCAGAGCUCCCCCGGCUACCGCAACCGCCAGCUCCCCGCAGCAGGGGGCGUCCCCCACGGAAGAAGCGCGGCCCCAAGCCCCGGCUGCCCGAGGGUUCCGGAGACGCCCUGCCAAUGCUUCCCCAGGCACCCAGGCCGUGUGAACCGCCACCCAUGCACAGGCCACGCUUCAGCGAGAGCAGCGACGACGAGGAGGAUGAUGAGGAGAUGCAAGCCUGUUCGCCUCCCAUCCUUACCAAACCCACACUUGGCCUCAAGUGCAAGAAACCUUUGAGGAAACGUCGAAUGCGGCAGCAGAGUCAUCCACACAGUAGUGUCGUAACCGAAACAAUUUCCGAGACGACAGAAGUCCUGGACGAGCCCUUUGUGGACUCUGACACUGAGCGACCAAUGCCCCGCCUUGAAGAGGAGACGCCACUGCGCCGUUAUCCAGCUGCCCGCUCCGCCCUCAAUCACAGUGACCCUGCGCCUAAAAGGAGCCGACCACACUUAUCGGAUGAGUCAGAUGAUGAUGAUGCCACUCCUGUGCUGAAGCCUGUUCCCGGUCUGAGGAAGCCAGAGCCAUCGGACCUGACUGACCGAGGAGAGCCUCCUGCCCCGACCCCCGAGGUCCCAGUGAAGAAGAAGAAAGGCUGGCCCAAGGGCAAGGCGCGCAAGCCCUUACACUGGAAGAAACGGCCGGGGAGGAAGCCCGGCAGCGGGGCCAACCAGCAAGCCACAGACGCAGCCCAAUCCGGGGACCCGCCGCCACCCAAGAUCAAGAUGAAGCCGGGCAGGAAGCCCCGCAGCUGGUAUGAGCAGCGUGCUCGAGAGGAAGCCGCCCGGUUAGAGCUGGAGAGAGGCAUGCUGGGACAGCAGCAGUCGUCACCGCCCGACGUCAGGCGGCGGAGCCUGACCUCAGAACUAGGACACGACAAGCGCAAGGAGUCCGACGAUGACGACUUCAAGCCAGUUGAGCCGCCUAAGCCCAGGAGGAGAGGCCGCCCGCCCAAGAACCCCGCCGCUCGCCUGCCCCCGCCACCGCCACCACCCAAGCCCCCCAUCUCUGAGCCUGAGGAGGAGGAAGAGGAGGAAGAUGAGGAGGAGAGGAGUUGGGCCCAGGACAAGCCUAGCCGACCGCCUUCGCGCAACAUGUUACCCGCAUCCUCCACCAACUCUCGGUUAGCCCAGUCGCGCCCCGAUAUGGACAUGGGGGACGGUGAUGAAGAGGAGGAGCGAGAGGACGAAGAGUGCGAGCGGAGGCCUGCCGUGACCCCUGGCUCGGGUAGUCGCCGCAGCGACGACCAUGACGCAGACGACGAGGGGGACGGCCACCUGGAGGAGAAGAGCGACAGCGGCAGCAGCAGCAAGAGGCGGAAGGAGCCGGACUCUGAGGAAGACGAGGAAGAGGAGGAAGAUGAGGAGCCAGCCACACCUGUGCGAUCGCCGCCCGUGAAAGAGGAACCCCAGAGUGGAGACACUUUUUUAGGCAUGCAGGGGAGCGUGGGGGCCAGGGAGUACGUGAGCAAGCAGGAGGAAGAGGACGAGGAAGAGGACGAGGAGGAGGAAGAAGAAGCCGAUGAGGUGCAGGAGGUGAAAGCCCGUCCAGCGGACUCACCGGAAGAGCGGCGGCGGCGUGAGGCGGAGGAAUCCUCUGCGGCCGCCGCCGCUGCCGUGGAGACGGUGACGGCCAUCGGCGUCCCAGAUGAGCCUCUGGAGCUGCAGCCCCUCCACGCCGAGGACAAAGCGGUGCUGAUGCUGCAGGCCGAGCAGCAGCACUCGCACUCCCACCCGCACCCCCACGCCCUCCCCCACCAGCACCCGCACGCCGACUACAAGGACGAGAUGGCCCACGGCCACCACCACCACCAUCACCACCACCACCAUCACCACCACGCGCAUCACCCGCAGCACAGCAGCGAGCUGGACCUGGAGACGGUGCAGGCCGUGCAGUCGCUCACGCAGGACGAGGCCCAGGACGAGGAGGCCGAGCCACACCCGGCCACUUCGGCCGCCGCCGCAGCCUCCUACCAGGAUUGCGAGGAGACCCUGGCCGCCUGCCGCACGCUGCAGAACUACGGUGAGCCCGAGGACGACGCGCUGGCCUUGGUGGAGGACUGCGGAGCAGCCGCUGCCCCAGUCACUGCCCCCUCCUCCCAACACAGCAGCCCGCUCCCCAACCCGCCCAUGCCGCCAUUGCCCGGGCAGUCGGUGCGCUCCGUCAACAGCCCCAGCAUGACCCCGGGCCCUCUAGAGUCGGGGCAGCAGGGGGGAGUGCCCGGCGCCCCGUCCGGAACGGGAGGAGGUGCGGGGGGUGGCAGCGGCUACACUCAGAUCACCCCAGAGCACCCCGGCUCACUGUCUGCCCCGUCGCUGCAGAACAUGGAGACGUCGCCGAUGAUGGACGUGCCGUCGGUGUCGGACCACUCCCAGCAGGUCGUGGACAGCGGCUUCAGUGACCUGGGCAGCAUAGAAAGCACCACAGAGAACUACGACAACCCCAGCAGCUACGACUCCACCAUGGGUGGAGGCAACGGAAGUGGGAAUGGGGGCGGCCUUUCGGCCGCCGCCGCCGUGGCAGCUGCCUCUUCGUCGGCAGCCUCGUCUUCCUCGUCGUCGUCCUCCAGCUCGGCCGCCCCGUCUUCCUCGUCCUCGCAGGCCAGCAGCUGCUCGUUCGUGUCCACCCCCGCCCCUGUGGGCUCCCAGCUGGGCAUGGGCAGCUGCAGCCUCAUCCAGCAGGCCGGCCCAGGGCCUAACAGCAGCAGUGCCCCCAACAGCGGUGCUGGAGGGGUGCCUCAGCCACCCCCACCGCCUCCGCCCCCCUCGGCCAACACGCCCGGCUGCGGCAUCAAGUCCCCGCAGAGCUGCGUCAUCGAGAGGCCGCCCAGCACCAACCAGCAGCCCCAGAAAAAGGUGCCUCAACAGCAGCAGCAGGCGCCAAACACCCAACCCCAGCCUCCACCCUCAGCUCCCCCACCCACUCCACAGCAGCAGCAGCAGCAACAGCAACAGCAGCAGCAGCAGCAGCAGCAGCAGGCACUGUCCCAGUGCAGCAUGGGAAACGGUUUCGGCUCCACGCCCAUGAUCAUGGAGAUCCCUGAGAGCGCUGGCGGAGGUGGCGGAGGCCGCAGCCUCUACAUGAGCCAAGACUUUGGUGCAGGUGGCUACGGGCAGCCCUCGGCCACAUUUAGCCUGGCCAAGCUGCAGCAGCUCACCAACACCAUCAUGGACCCGCACGCCAUGCCGUACUCCCACUCGGCUGCCGUCACCUCCUACGCGUCCAGCGUGUCCCUGUCCAACUCGGGCCUGGCCGGCCUCGCCUCCAGCCCCCACCCGCCUCUGGCCCAGGGCCAGGCCACCAUGACGUCGGCGCCCAACCUGAGCUCGGGCUCUAUGAACCUGGGCUCGUCGCUGCUCCAGUGCAACAUGGCCGGCGCCAACAUCAGCCUGGCGCCACCGCCCCACACGCAGCGGCUACAGGGCCAGAUGGCCAAGAGCCACAUCUCCAUCCGCUCCAAGGCCUCGCAGCUGCCCGCCGGCUCCCCGCACCAGCAGCAGCUGUAUGGCCGCAGCACGGGGCCCGUGACCAUGCAGGGCUCGCCGCGUCCCCUGACCGUGCAGCGCAGCAUGAUGCCCAACCUCAUGCCCACGCCGGCCGCCUACAACUCCAUGAACAUGAACCCGCUCAACGCCGCCAUGUCGGCCAGCUACCGCAUGGCGCAGCCCAUGAUGAAUAGCGGUUACCACGGCAACCCCCCCUACAUGAACCAGCCGGCACAGUAUCCCAUGCAGAUGCAGAUGGGCAUGAUGGGUGGCCAGGCCUACCCGCAGCAGCCUAUGCAGCCCAAUCACCAUAGCAACAUGAUGUACACGGGCCCCUCCCAUCACAGCUACGCCGGCGUCCCCAAACAGUCGCCCUACAUGAGCAGAUGAGCAGCGGCGGGAGAGGAGACAUUACCCCACAUCAGCCCUCUCCUCUGCUCUGGACCAGGCAUCUCUGUACUGACUCCUAUGUUUCCCCCCACCCUCCAAAGCCAGACUGAGUGAAUGUGGUGGGGUGGAGGUGGGGGGCCCUGCACACAGCCCUGCCUGCACACACAGCAGUGCAGAAACAGGAAGAGCAGACACGGGGAGGGGAUUUCAACUAAAGGGACUGUGAUGUUUGUUGUUUUUGUUUACCCUUUAUUUUGUAUGUCGUAAGUCUUUUCUUUUGUUCUGUUUUUGUUUUUGUUUUGCUUUGUCCCCUCCCUAAUCCUUCCUGCAGAUACACGUGUGACCCUGCCUGAGCAGGCUGUGCUGGGGUCGCCGGCUGGUGGGACUGGUUAGACGCCGUGGUAAAUGGACCGUCAGUGGGACAGACUCGCGGGGACUCCAUGGGGCCUGAGCCUCCUCUGCUCACCACACUUAAGUCCCGAGGCGCGCCACUCCAUCCAUGGAGAGCGCAGAAGAGGAGGACAGGAAGAAUUCUCCUCUGUGGUGGCCCAUAUGGGAUGUGAGGACUCUUCCCGAGCUAGAUAUGGGGGGGGAAAAAAGAAAGACAGACAUAAGUGGUUGUCAAAUGUUAAUCUGACCAUUCACACAAUCUUUCAUUGACAUAGGAAGCCUUACCUUGAGAAUGGGGGAAGAGUUGAAAUUUAAAUGGACAUUUUGUUUUUGUUCUUUUCUAUUGGUAUAUAAUUUUUAAUACAUUUAUCUUGUUUUGUCUCUUUUGACGACCAUUGAAAUUCUUGUGUUCGUCCAACCUCAUGCUUUGUAUGUAUAAUUUUUUUUUUUUUUACUUUGUUCAGGUGAGCGUGUGUGUGUGUGUGUGUGUGUGUGUGUGUGUGUGUGCGCACGCGCGUGUGUGUGUGCGCGCGUGUGUGUGUGUGUGUGCGCGUGUGUGUGUGUGUGCGCGUGUGCGUGUGUGUGUGUGUGGCUGUGUGUGUGGCUCAAGGUGGCACCCAUUUGCUCUGAUGCAUCCACGUGCUGGAGUACAGACACACAUGCACACAUCUCCAUUGCCACUUUGAAAGCCAAGGUGGAGGCACUUCUGUGUUUGAUGGGGUGGAGGGAGCGGGGUGUGGGGUGGGCUUGGGUUUUGGGGACUCUAGUGGGGAAGUCCAGUGGGUGGGCCAUUCAUGGUGUUUGGAAUCCUUGUCUUCCCGCUGUAGGGUGGCGCUGAGUCAGGUCCCAGCCGAUGGAGCUGGCCCCACUGCGGAUGCUUCUGCCUCUGUAAUGUAGUCUUAUGUCCAUUUUUUUUUUUUAUAUGAACAAGUAGCGUUAUCAGUUACGUUUAGACUGGACAGCAGAAUUGCCUGUGAAAAAAAAGAAGAAAUAAGAUGUAAAUAUUCUGGUACUUCCUAGUUCACAGCACAGUCUCCCCUCGGUGGCAGACUUGGGACAUGCAACGCUCACACACUUUUUCCAACACACUCCAUGCACAAGAGCAGAGAGCUUGGCCUUCUGAAAUAGGGUCUCCUGCCCCAGUAGAACAUCAUCUUCCAAACAUGAGGAUAAGGGGUUGGUCAUCCCAUGAUGGAACGGUAACUGCUUUACAGAGAAUAAACCUGUUUGAGACUGCACCAGUAUGUGUCUUCACUCUUUGACUAACAGGGCCACGAAGAACAGGCUACACCGAUGUACCAGUAACACACAUCUGGCAGUACGGCUGCCCUCCAUAUGCCUAGAGGGGCACAGACCAUUAGCCAUGAGGGGAAAUGGACUAAAACUCAACAUGUGCCCACAAGGCACAUCAACACACACACACACACACGUGCGCACUUACACACACAAACUCACACACCAGGAUGUUGGUUGGUGUGCAUGUCGUCUGGGGUCGUCUCCUGUUUAGGGACAGGGGGGAGGGUCCCCUUCAUGUUCCAGUAUUCAAUGUCAAUUGAGGAUUUUUUUUCUUACAAAUCUGAUGUUUCAUAUAUUAUUUGUGUGUAUUGUUUUUGUUUUGUUUUAAUUUUCUGAAUUUUAUCAGACUGGGCAGCUUUCUUUUAUGAUACAAGCUGACUCUUUUUGACUUUAGAAACGUAUUGUAGAGAACAAUGUUUUUUCUAUAAUAUAAAAAAGAAAAAUUCUGACAUUGAUAUUGGUACUGUCAUUUUUUUCACUUCUGUUUCAGGAAAAACAAUACAUAUUUUUUAGCUUGACUCUUGGGGUAAUAUUAUUAAGAAAUUCAAAACUUAAAAAAAUACAACUCACUUUUAGUGACUUUAAGAUGCCUUUAACCUCUCCAUUCCAUCUCAUCUUUAGAGUUUUCUAUCUUUGUGUAGUAUAUUAAUGCUAUUUUAAAACAGAAGGAAAAAAUAAAUAUCUAAAGGUCACUUAGCGUUCUUUUUUCUUUUUGUUUUGGACUUUUCGUGUGUGUAUAGGAUGACUUCCUUACAUCUAAGAGGCAUGUAAAAAUGAGCUCAGUAUAUUUCUGUCUGUUUAUAUUGCUUCCCUUUUUGUAUCCUUUGUAAUUGUACAUGGUGAGUUGUAAGCUAAGAGAGAGCGCGAUAGACAAGGAGCGAGGAGGGCCUGACGCUCAUAGAGGGUCGAUUGCGUCCGACUUCCUCUCCUCUCUGUUUCGUCCCUGUAUGUAUUUCCAUUUAUUCGUUUUUUUCUUUCUAGCAAGUACUUUCAAAGAACUCUGUACAUUUUAACAUGAAACAAAAAUAAAUUAUGUUGAGCCAUUUCA
Alosa sapidissima (American shad) is the source of this 10560-nucleotide messenger RNA. It is a transcript of the gene kat6a, whose product is annotated as K(lysine) acetyltransferase 6A. Gene Ontology annotation, molecular function: histone acetyltransferase activity; DNA binding. The record is from RefSeq and is a predicted model, not a curated record. Gene Ontology annotation, cellular component: MOZ/MORF histone acetyltransferase complex; nucleosome. Gene Ontology annotation, biological process: nucleosome assembly; regulation of DNA-templated transcription. NCBI's taxonomy places the organism in Eukaryota, Metazoa, Chordata, Actinopteri, Clupeiformes, Clupeidae. Bases 933 to 7826 code for a protein of 2297 amino acids. The transcript has 17 exons.